AUGACCAGUCCAGACUCAGUGUUGCUCUCCCCGAUUGACUCGUACGCCAACCGUGUAUGGAUGGCGCCGCUCACACGUUCGCGUUCCUCUAUGCCGGGCAAUAUCCCCAACGAACUCAUGGCGACCUACUACGAGCAGCGCGCCAGCAGCGGACUCAUCAUCGCUGAAGCAACCCCGAUCUCCCCGAUGGCGCACGGCUACUACGCGACCCCCGGCAUCCACAGCGACGAACAGGUCGCGGGAUGGAAGCUUGUCACCGAUCGAGUGCACGCCAAAGGCGGCAAAAUCUUCCUCCAGCUCUGGCACGUCGGACGCGUCUCCCACAGCGCGCUGCUCCCUGACAACCAACAGCCCGUCAGCUCGACCGAUGUGAUCUCGCAGUCCAAGACCUACAUCGACCAUUCGAUGGAGCGCCACGACAACACCCCGCCGCGAGCUCUGGAGACCGACGAGAUCCCUGGGAUCGUGCAAGAGUUUGUCGAUGCGACCCACCGCGCCAAAGCCGCGGGAUUCGACGGCGUCGAGAUCCACGGCGCCAACUCCUACCUCCUCGAUCAGUUCACCCGCGACGGCGUCAACAACCGCACCGACCAAUACGGCGGAUCGCUCGAAAACCGUCUCCGCUUCCCGCUCAUGGUUGCCCAAGCCGUGGUCGAAGCGUGGGACGACCCAUCGGGAGUGGGGUAUCGGAUCUCGCCGCUGAGUGAGCACAAAGAUGUCCGCGACUCUGAUCCCGAAGCGACCUUCUCCGCGCUGGCGCAAGGAUUGGGUGAGCUCAAGCUCGAGUAUCUUCAUGCUGUGGAGACCUGGGACCGAUCCGAGCUCGAUCCGCGCGUCGAGCAGGUCAUCCCGGCAAUUGUCAAGUCCUUCAAAGACGCCGGAGGGAAGCUCUACAUCGGGAACGGCGACUACUCCCCAGAGCAAGCCGAAUCCGCGAUCAACUCAGGUUGGUGCGACGCCGUCGCGUUUGGUCGUCCCUGGAUCCCCAACCCCGACCUCCCGGCACGCAUCGCAAACGACGGCCCGUACCGAACCCCGACCCCAGAGACCUUCUACGGCGGAGGUCCGGAGGGAUACACCGAGUACGCGACCGGAGCAAACGCCAUGACCGAAGCCGUUGAACAGCGACAUUUCAUCCAGCAGAUUAUCGACUCGGACAUCGAGUCAGGGAAGUGGGGGAUGCCCGGAGACCGCUCCGUCGUCACGACCCGAUUCCCUCCCGAACCCAACGGGUAUCUGCACAUCGGACACGCGAAAGCGAUUUUCAUCUGCCACGGAUUGGCACGUGAGUUUGGUGGCCGAUUCAAUCUCCGCUUCGAUGACACGAACCCCGCUGCUGAGGAAGCUGAGUUUGUUGAAUCCAUCACACACGAUAUCCAUUGGCUCGGUGCCCACUGGGACGGCGAUGUGCUGUUUGCUUCUGACUACUUCGACAAGAUGCACGGCUGGGCCGUGGACCUGAUCAACAAAGGACUCGCGUAUGUCGACGAGUCCACUCCGGAACAGAUCCGCGAGAUGCGUGGCUCGACCGAGGUCCCAGGAACCAACUCACCGUACCGCGAUCGUCCGAUCAGCGAAUCGCUCGACCUCUUCGACCAGAUGACUCACGGCAAGAUCGAGAAUGGGAAGAUGGUCCUGCGCGCCAAGAUCGACAUGACGCACUCAAACAUGAACAUGCGCGAUCCAGUGAUGUACCGCGUCGUCAACACGCCGCACCAUCGCACAGGGGAUAAGUGGCACAUCUACCCAAUGUACGACUGGGCGCACGGCUUGGAAGACUCCAUCGAAGGCGUCACGCAUUCAUUGUGCACACUCGAGUUCGAGGACCAUCGCCCGCUCUACAACUGGUUCAUCGACGCGAUCAACAAAGACCGAGACAACCCGAUCCAUCACCCUCAGCAGAUCGAGUUUUCCAGACUCGCGAUCAGCUACACCAAUAUGUCCAAGCGCUACAUGCGCCAGGUCGUCGAAGAGAACAUCGUCAUGGGAUGGGACGAUCCGCGCAUGAUCACCCUUGCGGGAUUCCGCCGUCGUGGAUUCACCCCCGAAUCCAUCCACGCGUUCGUGACAGGCGUCGGCGUGACCAAGUUCAACGCGAUGAUGGACAUGGGACGACUUGAGGGCGCCCUCCGUGACGAUCUCAACAAACGCGCCCCGCGCCGCAUGGCCGUGCUUGAUCCGAUCAAGCUGGUCAUCACCAACUGGGGUGACGGCGGAGAUGAAUCACGCGUCGAGAUGAUGGACGUCAUCAACAACCCUGAGGACGACUUUGCAGGAACUCGCCAAGUCCCGUUCGGGAAAGAGCUCUGGAUCGAGCGUGAGGACUUCAUGAUCGAUCCUCCCAAGAAGUUCUUCCGUUUGGGACCAGGUCGCGAGGUCCGUCUCCGCUGCGGAUACUGGGUCAAGUGCCACGACUACACGCAGGACAGCGAAGGCAACAUCACCGAGAUCCACUGCACCUACGACCCAAACACGCGAGGCGGGAACAACCCGCCCGCAGACGAAGAGGGCAAUGUCCGCAAAGUCAAAGGCACGCUCCACUGGGUCUACGCCGGGGAUUGCGUUGAUGCGGAGAUUCGUCUCUUCGAUCGAUUGUACAAAGCCGAGAAGCCGGGCAAAGCGACGGGCAACCACCUCGACGAUCUCAACGAGCACUCGCUGGAGAUCAGUAACCGCGCCAAGGUCGAGCGAUCACUGCUCAAUAAAACACCCGACGAGCCCGAGUGGAGCGACGGCAUCCGUCGCUUCCAGUUCGAACGCACCGGGUAUUUCUGCAUCGACCGCGAGUCCAGCGACGACAAGCUCGUCUUCAACCGGACCGCGACCCUGCGGGAUUCAUGGGCAAAGCAGCGCUAA
Molecule: messenger RNA, 2856 nt
Organism: Symbiodinium sp. CCMP2592
Lineage: Eukaryota; Dinophyceae; Suessiales; Symbiodiniaceae
Source: the annotation of a GenBank genome assembly